Molecule: messenger RNA, 1168 nt
Organism: Apis mellifera (honey bee)
Lineage: Eukaryota; Metazoa; Arthropoda; Insecta; Hymenoptera; Apidae
Product: glyoxalase domain-containing protein 4
Exons: 6
Coding region: 298-1143 (281 amino acids)
Source: RefSeq, a predicted model, not a curated record
AACAUUCCAUGAUAUAAGUUACAAAGUUAAUCGCGAAAAAAUAUAUUUAUUUUUUAUAGAAAGUGUAGAUAAAAUAUUGUUUGUAGAUAUAAUGUGUAUUAUAUAUAUAAGUAAAAAUUAUUGUGUAACAUAAAUACCUGAAUCGUAUAAAUUGAUAAUUAGUGAUUAAUAAGAAACAUAUAAAGUCAGUGAUUUUUCUUCAAGGAAGAUUAGUAACUAGUGUGCAGAGUAAAGAUUUUACGUUUUAUCUAUCAAGAAAUUAGAAAUAUUUUUUCUGCAAAAAUAGGUUUUUUAAAAAUGGUCACUGGACGAGCACUUCAUUUUGUAUUUAAAAUACCAGAUCGAAAAUUAACAAUUAAAUUUUAUCGAGAAAUUCUUGGAAUGAAGGUAUUACGACAUGAGGAAUUUGCUGAAGGUUGCGAAGCGGCUUGUAAUGGACCAUAUGGAAAUAGAUGGAGCAAAACUAUGAUAGGAUAUGGAACAGAAGAUACUCAUUUUGUAAUAGAAUUAACUUAUAAUUAUGGGAUUAAGGAAUAUAAAAUGGGAAAUGAUUUUAAUGGAAUAACAAUUCGAUCUAAAGAAGCACUACAAAGAGCACAUUCAGAUGGGUGGCCAAUAAAAGAAGAAAAUGGAAUAUUUGUUUUACAAGCACCUGGUGGUUACAAAUAUUAUGUUAUUGAUGAAUCACAACCCAAAAAUAAAGAUCCUAUUGAAAAAGUAACUUUGUUUAGUUCAAAUCUUCAAAAAACUAUUGCUUAUUGGAAAAAUAUUUUAGAAUUAAAAAUAUUUAAUCAAACUGAGAAAAGUGUACUGUUAGGAUAUGAUGAAGAUCAAGCAAAAAUUGAAUUUAUAGAUAUUGGUACUGAAAUUAAUCAUGCUGCAGCUUAUGGACGCAUAGCAUUUUCAAUUCCUUAUGCAGAACAACCAGAAAUUCAAAAGAAAAUUAAAGAUAAUGGAUAUGAAAUAUUAACUGAUUUAAUCACUUUAGAUACUCCAGGAAAAUCUUCUGUAAGAGUAAUUAUUCUUGCUGAUCCAGAUGGUCAUGAAAUUUGCUUUGUAGAUGAUGAAGCAUUUCGACAAUUAUCAAUUCCAGACUAUGCCAGUGAAGCAGUUUUAAAUAGAUAUAUUGCAAAAGAAAAAUAAAAAAUUAAGUUAAUUUUUUAAAAAA